GCUCCUGCGGGGCCUGCUCGGCGCUCGGCCGGCCGCCCUCCGUAGGGCGUGCGUCGCGCUGGGAGACUCUAGGCGCUGCCAUCAUGUCGACGGCCAUGAACUUUGGGUCCAAGAGCUUCCAGCCGCGGCCCCCGGACAAGGGCAGCUUCCCGCUGGAUCACUUUGGUGAAUGUAAAAGCUUUAAGGAGAAGUUCAUGAAGUGUCUCCGUGACAAUAACUUUGAAAAUGCUUUGUGCAGAAAUGAAUCAAAAGAAUAUUUAGAAUGCAGGAUGGAGAGGCAAGUACAUGCGAGCAAUUACUGGCAGCUGAUGGCACAGGAGCCCCUGGAAAAACUGGGCUUUGGAGAUUUGAAGGACGGAAAGUCUGACCGAGACUGAACCUGGUGAAAGGCCGCACAGCUGUGGGGGGUCCGGACGACCCCGCCCCCGGCGGCUGGCGUGUUGGUACCACGGCUCGGGGUGGGGGGGCUCUGGGGGCGCCCGCCAGAUGCCGCUGGAAGUCAGAACGGACGCCCCUCCCCGAGGACGCAGCUCGUGGCCGGGCAGGGGCUGGUCUUCGACGCUCCCGAGGAUGUCGGAAACCCGUCGCCCCGCCACAGCCCUGCCGACCCCGCGGCGUUGGGUGCGUCUGAAGUCGCGGGUGUGACGGGCUCCCGCGGAGGUGGCUGCCAUGUGGCGUGCGCCCAGCGACUGGUCAGCUCGGGCUCCUGGGGACGCUGGUUCGCAUCGCGGUCUCGGCGCGUUUUGUGUGUGACGUGCGAAAGGGUCGCAGUGUCGUCGUUGGGCACAUGGGUCGUCGGGAAGUCGUCCCCCAGCACUCGGGUUCCUCUUCGUAUCUUGGACGCAGACACAAGUGCCCCUCACCUCCUUUUUUUAACAAGAACAGAGGACGAGCCCAGAAGUGGGAAAUGGGCUUUUGACGUAUCUGACGUCUCGAUUUUUUUUUUAUGGUGACGCCUGGCACCGAGUAUCUGUCUGAUCAAGGCUCGUUUUCUGGUUCAUAUCAGACCGUGUUUGUAAAACUAGAUGUUGGGUUGGUUCCAAGAACGCAUUUGCUGUCGCUGAGAGACAGAAUGUCUCCGUGGGUCAGUCGUUUUGCACAUGUGGCCUCCCAGGCCUUUGAGGACGCUCGUGAGCCCCCGGCCGGCGCUGCAGCAGCCCGUGCCCGCUGCCCGGAGCGCCGUCAGAACAGACGUCACAGGUGUGCAGACCUGCAGCGAGUGUCUGGGGUGACGCCGCGUGGGCUCAGAACCACAGCAGGGCGCCGUGCCCGAGGGUGAGGCCUGUUUGCCUGGACGAGGCCAGUGGGAGGUGGUGGUGGGAGGAUCCAGGUCGUCCCCGCUGGGACAGGGGCCGGCCUUGGCUGGUGGGGACAGCCAGCCCGAGCUCCGCUUCUGCCUGGUGACCAGGCUGGGCUCUGGGAAGCGCUGCUCCUUGGCUGCGUCCAGGCGCUGUCCGCGUCCUUCGGUGGAGGCCGUACGGGGUCACGCCCUCCCCGACAGUCCUGGUCCCAUUUCCGGGGGCGGAGGGGGCCCCUCACCUAGCACCGCUGCCCCGUUGGUGGUUCAGCGCCAAGCACUCCGUCUGUCACUCCUCAGCCGUGCUCUGCCUCACGCUUCCAAUUGUGCUGCACGUUUUUUCCGUAUUUUUAGUUAGUUUAUGAAAAGUCUUGGUUUUUGGUUAACUGAAUCACGAACAUAUUUUGUAUUUUCUUUUCAUUUUUUUUUAGGGCUGCACCCAUGGCAUCUGGAGGUUCCCAGGCUAGGGGUCCAGUGGGAGCUGUAGCUGCCGGCCUACACCACAGCCACAACAAUGCCAGAUCCUCAGCGCACUGAGCAAGGCCAGGGAUCGAACCUGCAACCUCAGGGUUACUAGUUGGAUUUGUCUCCGCUGUGCGACAGUGGGAACUCUGAAAAUAUAUUGUAUUUUCCGACAUGUUGCACACGCACAGCGUUCGUUGUUUGUAAUUACAAAGCAUCAACAGACCUAAACGCCCGCCCUCAUCCCCUGAGCUGCUUGGAGACGGCGCCCUGAGCAUCUGGAGUGGGCGCGUCAGGCCCAGAGAGCAUGGCAGUGGGGGUGGGGGCUGGACUAGGGAGACCCUUGCAUGCUGGAGCCAAAGAAACCGGGAGGGCAAAGCGGAUGCUAUGACGGUCAGCACAGGGCAGGGUGGGGACGGGGGUGUCACCUCUCUGUGCCUCUGGGUGCCGUCGACUCAUGAGCGGACCGGCUGUGGGACAGCAGCAGUGACAGCCCUGUUGCCCAGGCAGGCCCUGCCCACCUGGAGGGGCUGGCGAGAUGGGGCUCGCCCAGGUAACCUUGGAAAACGGUGCUGCGACAAAAGCUGGGCACCGAGAGACAAGACUUGAAGUGCGCUUGUUUUUCACGAGGGCAGCAGUUCUGAGGCCCGAGUUCCGGGCUGGGAGAAGCUGGAGCUGUGUUGUGGGUAACGACAGCGACUGUGUGGGGUCCCGGAUCCCUGACGUCUGCAAAGGCAGCGGCUGGAGAAGUGGGUGGCAGCUGUGUGUGUGUGUGUGUGUGUGUCUGUCUGUCUGUCUGGACGUCUCCCCGGCUGUGGGCACUGAGGGGCUAGAGGCAGCGACCCCAGCAGCACGGUGCACCCCGCGGCCGGCUCUAGGUCUGAGGCAGCCCUCUCGGGAGGAACCAGGACUCCUGGAAGAAAUGGCUGAGUCCAGGCCCAAGGCCCAGAAAGCCAGGGGAGCCUCUUACGCCGGAAAGGUAGGAAUUGCUGGAGUUCCCUCUGUGGCUCAGUGGUUGAUGAACCUGACUAGUAUCCAUGAGAACAUGGGUUCGAUCCCUGUCCUCGCUCCGUGGGUGAAGGAUCUGGCGUUGCCGUGAGCUGUGGUGAAGGUCGCAGACAAGGCUCGGAUCCUGCGUUGCUGUGGCUGUGGUGUAGGCCGGCAGCUGCAGCUCCAAUUCGACCCCUGGCCUGGGAACCUCCAUGUGCCGCAGGUGCUGCCCUAAAAGACAAAAGACCCCCCCACCAAAAAAAAUGGGAUAGGGGAAGGAAUGGCUGAAACAUGACGGGGCUUCUUGAAGAACAGGUCUCGGAGCUCCCAUUGGCACAGCAUAAGUGGCGGAAACGGGGUAUAGCCCACAAAAUAAGCUCCUGUCCAGGAGUCCGUGCUGAUGGAAGCGAGUAACUAAGCCUCGGUGCGGGAAGGGCAGCCCCUCUGGGUUCCCGCCAGCCUGGGGGCAGGAGACGCCACCUGCAAGCCCGGGAGUGUCGGUGGCCUGGGAUGGGGGCAUGUGCUGUGCAGCAGCUUCGCUGGUCUGGAGGCCGCCCUGCAGGCACCUGCUCAGCAGUGAGGGGUCGGCGUGGUCCCCACGGCCCUACCCCCGCCACCUGACGCCCCGAGAAGGUGCAGGGUCACUUCUGCGGUUUUCUUGGCAGGACGGCAUCACCUCAGUGUAGUGAGAACACGCAGGCCAGCCGGGCCCGAGGGACAAGCUGUGACGGGAAGACGGGUGCGCCUCAGAGGCGCCUGCCGGGGCCAGGGUCCUGGGAGGCCUGAGGACCCGCAGGCCAGGUGGCGCUCAGAGGCGGUCCUCUGGGGAAGGGUGCCCACACGCCGGCCUGUCUCUCUAACCUUUUGGAAAUCUGGAAUUAUUUCAAAAUAAAGAGUUAAAAAAAA
Messenger RNA from Sus scrofa (pig), 3655 nucleotides. Lineage: Eukaryota; Metazoa; Chordata; Mammalia; Artiodactyla; Suidae. The record is from RefSeq and is a predicted model, not a curated record.